AAUACAAUGAUCAACACGAGCAGCAAACAUAGCCAGAUCUCGCCACAACAGGUCGCAAUGACCCUGAGAGCAGGAGAGGAGAAGAGGAUAAAAUUCAAUAUCUUUCAGCCGCUGGAAACUCCAGUCGAUCUUUAUUUCCUCAUGGACUUUUCCAACUCAAUGGAGGAUGAUUUGGACAACCUGAAGAAACUGGGCCUCAAGCUGGCUGCUGUGGUGCGGAACAUGUCAAAUGACUACACCAUCGGCUUCGGGAAGUUUGUUGACAAAGUAACUGUUCCACAGACAGAUAUGAGACCUUCAAG
Molecule: messenger RNA, 302 nt
Organism: Chiloscyllium plagiosum (whitespotted bambooshark)
Lineage: Eukaryota; Metazoa; Chordata; Chondrichthyes; Orectolobiformes; Hemiscylliidae
Source: RefSeq, a predicted model, not a curated record